AUGGCGCAACUGCGAUCGAAGCGGAAGGCACCUGGUGCUACCAUGCCAGGUGUGACCAGAAUACCCCACACCAAAAGCAUAGAUCGACUGACUCGAGGUGCCAUCAGAAGAGAACCUCAAUCCGAUUUCCUUUCGAUAGCUGGCCUUAUUUCUAACCAUCUUGCCAAGUCCGUUCUGUUCGCAAUGCGCAGGGGAAGCAUCGAAAUGCAUCUACCCCGAGAAGGGUUACCAUUGGGAUACUUGAACCAAUUGGAACAGAGACUGGCGGAGACGGAGUCAGCCCUUUACGGAGCUUUGAUGACCAUUCGUUCAAUGGGACAAGCAACAGCAGCACAAGCCACAGCAAAGACGGAGACCUCCCUCAAACACAAGGCAGCUCGCAUGGAAGAGUGGUCUCAGCUGCCCCUCCGAGAAUGGCCCGAUAUGGAGCGUUGGCUGACGGCCAUGUCCGACCGGUUUACCAUUGAGCAGCCAAGUGAUAUACACCGGGACGUGGCUACACGAUUCCGAGGACUCCUUCCCAUGAUAGAUUGCAGAUUUUGGGAGAUCCUCAUUCUGGACAACUCUCAUAUGCAUGGCAACCUAAGAGACAACACGGUCAGUUCGGGGAGAUCAUACGAUGCUCAUCAGUCCCACCCCGGGGUGAUAGCUUCGUCGGUAUAUCUUGGACACCAGGUCGCGGUGGAACCUGAAUCCGGCCCGUCACCAUGUAGUACCCGAGAUGGAAUAACUAACGUUGAGGAUGCUGUCGGUGUUUCAGUGGAUGCAGAUGCAGAUGCGGAUGCAAGAGCUGGGGUGGAGACGGGGUUGAGCAAGGCCGAGGAGCUGUCACACAAUAAUCCCAGCCUUUACUUCUAA
Messenger RNA from Penicillium mononematosum, 858 nucleotides. RefSeq lists its product as uncharacterized. Lineage: Eukaryota; Fungi; Ascomycota; Eurotiomycetes; Eurotiales; Aspergillaceae. The record is from RefSeq and is a predicted model, not a curated record. Bases 1 to 858 code for a protein of 285 amino acids. The transcript is spliced from 4 exons.